Messenger RNA from Trichoplusia ni (cabbage looper), 2669 nucleotides. RefSeq names its product dentin sialophosphoprotein-like. Lineage: Eukaryota; Metazoa; Arthropoda; Insecta; Lepidoptera; Noctuidae. Gene Ontology annotation, cellular component: centrosome. Gene Ontology annotation, biological process: microtubule anchoring. Bases 178 to 1644 code for a protein of 488 amino acids. The transcript has a single exon. The record is from RefSeq and is a predicted model, not a curated record.
ACAUAAGAAUAAUAAUAUCAAAUGGUGAAUUAUGGAAUAACAAUACACAAAACUUAUGGUGACGGCUUAAAUUUAAUCUUUAUAAUUUGAUAAUUUCUGUAUAACAACAUAGUAAAUUGGACUGGCAUUACUUUUAUGCUGUCCAGUAUAACUUAUUCAAAAGUUUGAUCGAAUAAAAUGGCGCAAGCUGAAGACACCGAACUUCGAGACUUGGUUAUCGAUGCUCUAGAGAGAAAUGGAUCGCUGGCGAAAAUACGAGCGUUGCUAAGGGCUAAUAUUUUUUUAGCUUUCGAAGACGAAUGUGAAAACCUGAAACAGAACUUGAAUUUAGAUAACGUGCUCAAGUUACCAGAAGGACUGCUGGCACUAUCAGUGAUUCAUGAAUUUUUAGAAUUCUGCCGUUUGAAAAACACUUUAUUUGUCUACAUGUCAGAGUCGCGUCAAGGUAACGAAUACCAUUAUGAAGGGAAGAAAAAACUGGCCGAAAAGCUGAAUUUUAACAAGUGUGAUAUGAAAGAACCUAUUCUACUGACAUUGAUUAAAAAUAUGUUAAAGCCUCACCAAAAGAAAUUUGAUUCAAAUGUUAACUCGAACUUUUCAAAUCAUGAUACAUGUGAUGAAAAGAAUUACAGGGAAGAUGAGAAUUGUACUUACAUACUCCAUGAAGACUCUCAAAGCAGUGCCACAAGUAUGUCACAGUCUGACAACUCCUCUGAUGAAAAGAACAAGCUCCACUUACGCCUCCAGUUGGAUAACUCAGACACAGACACUUCAAGUGACUCGGCUCGUGAUAAAACUAAUUCUGAGUAUAUUCCUGGAGAUCAUAUACUUGAGAUGAAUGAAAAAAGCAUUCAAGAUAAUGUAAUUCCUGAAAAGUCCAUUGCUAGUGCUAACAUAAGGGAACAAAACAAACAAACUCCUCGUGAUACUCCAGGAAGUGGGACCUCCAUGGUAUUAAAUGAACUUAAGUUAACUACUAGUAGUAGUGAUUCUACCUCAUAUAUAGAUAUAAAACCUUUUAACUCUCUUGAUGAAAAGUUGCUCAAUACAGCUGGCUUGCCCCCUGUUAAUAUAAAUGUGAAGGACCAAGCAAAAACUAAUGUUGCUCCUGUUACUAAUGUGAAAGCUGACCAAUUAUCUCCAAAAUCUCUGACUGUAAGUAAUAUGUCUGCAGCAUCUAUGAAAGAAAGUGAGAACAAGAUUGUAAAAGAGAAUCAAAAGAACUCACUAAGCAUGCAGGAAUCUGCUAAAUCUGAAGGUGAUACAGCUGACUUUAGUUAUGGUGAUGAUUUUUCACCAUCACCAGUAUCUAAAUAUAAAGAUGUACCAGACAAGCAACACAAGUCAUCAGAAUCUAUUCAAGAAAAAUCUGAUAAGAGUGUAAUAAAGAAUAUUUCAGUAGAAAGUCCACAUCAAACAUCUCAGAGUUCUCAAAGUUCAGUUUCAAUAUCUGAUGUUGCUGAUCUGAUUAGUGAAAAAAGUUUAAGUCUAUCACAUAAUAAAUCAAGACUUUCUGAAAGUAUUCACUCUAAAGGAAGAGAUGAACGAAAACAGUCUAAAGUACACAGUGAUGACUCAGGAGACUUUACAGAGUCUCCCGUCCCCUCAUUGUCCAAUUUAAGUCUUGAUAUCCAUAGUGAUUGAUACAUUUUUAGUAGUCAUAUCCUUUGCUGUCCUAAUAAAUUAGGUAUUAUAAGUAAAGCAAUAAUACUUUAAAAAUACAAAGUAAGUUCCUUGAACUAGAUGCAUUUUUUUAGAAUGAUUAUUUGGGAAUAGUUUCUAAUGCUGCUGGAUAUGUAUGUACAAAUUUACCAUGGAGCCUUAAAAUAGAAGUAAUUGUAUUUUGGAAAAAUAUUGUUGAAGAUUUGCAACCGUUGAAAUAGAAACCAGUUUCUUGAAACAUAUAUUUACAAAAAAAAUAAACAAAAUCAUAAUUUUCUGUAUAUUUGUAUUGUGAUAAUCUAAUUUCUCGUAUUACAGCUGUCAUGUUUGUAGGCUGUAGUUAGAUUUAUAUGUAUAUGAUAGCUAAAUUUUGUGCAUUGCUUUGUGUGCAUGCAACAGCCAGUGAAAGUUUCUUAAGUUGGGUAUUAUAGUUUGUAAAUGAAUCUACUUGUGCUGGAUUCCAGAAAGCAUUAAAAUACUUUUAGCCUUCUUUUGCAAAUAUUUUGAUAUGUUCAUUGCCAGAUUUUAAAAAAACUCACAAGGCCUUUUUUGAUUUAAUAGGUUUAUUAACGAUUUUAGAUUCACAGGGUUUUUUAAUUUUUAUGGAAUGCAGUCAAGCUAUGUUCAUAAUUAAUGUUAAUAUUAGCUAAAUUAGGCAUUUAAUUACCUAUACUGGUAUAGUCAUUCUUAUUUGUUUUUAUACCAGCUAUCCUGAGUGCCACUGCCUUUUAAAACUUGUUAGUGUUAAAAAAGCGAAUCAUUCCUUGCUACCAUUGAAAUGUCAGUGACAGAUACUGCUUUGUUAAAAUGGUUGUGCCUUAUUUAUAUCGGAUUCACCAAGUAACGCGAUUGUUCCUUUUAGUACUCAAUAACUGAUGAUUCUAGUCCUAAAUGAAAUAAAACUGGUUCCGUCCAAAUUGCUCCAUUAUCAUGUCUGUUUCUGGCGUAGGUUAUUUAUAAAACUAUGCUGUAACUAUCUGUGUACUUUAAAUAUAAAUGUAACUAUG